AUGACUAUCUCCAAAGAGAUCGACGUCGAACAAACGAUCUCCAGCUUGUCCAUACGAGACAAAGUUAAAUUUCUCUCUGCUGCCAAUUUCUGGCAUCUAGCAGGACACCCAGAUGCUGGUAUCGGCAGUGUCCGCGUUUCCGACGGGCCGAAUGGUGUGAGGGGUAUCCAGUUCUUCAACCGCACUCAAGCUUCCUGCUUCCCGUGCGCUGCUGGCCUCGCUUCCUCCUUCGAUCUCGACCUCAUCCGCUCUGUCGGCCGUGCGUUGGGGGACGAAGCCCGUCUGCAAGGGGCGCACAUCUUGCUAGGCCCUCCAGUAAACAUGCACCAGAACCCGCUCGGAGGAAGGAGCUUUGAGUGUUUUUCCGAAGAUCCGGUUUCGAGCGGUCUUGCGGGAGCGGCGCAUGUACAAGGAUUGCAGGAACGGGGAGUGGCCGCUUGUCUGAAGCAUUUUGUGGCCAAUGAACAAGAAUAUGAACGAUACUCAGUGGACAGUGUUGUACCUGAGCACGCUUUGCGGGAAGUAUAUCUCGAGCCCUUCCGACUCGUGAUGAAGCAUGCUCCCCCAAAAUGCCUCAUGACGGCACACAACCGGGUGAACGGAACGCACGCGAGCGAGAACGCCAACUUGUUACAAGACAUCCUGCGCAAGGAGUGGAACUGGGACGGCCUGGUUCUCAGCGACUGGACCGGCGUAUACUCGGUCGUGGAGAGUGUGAAAGCAGGCUUGGAUGUAGAAUUCCCAGGACCUGGAGUGAUGAGGGGUCCACCACUGAAUCGGUCGCUGCAAGCAGGGAAACUCACUUCGGAAGACGUGGAUGCCCGGGUCCGGAAUGUGCUCAAGCUGCACAACUAUGCUGUCCGCUCUGGCAUUCCAUUCGAUGCACCAGAAGAAUCAGUGGAUACGCCCGAGCUGCGAGCACUCCUGCGUAAAGCGGCUUCUUCGUCCAUCGUCCUGCUGAAGAACACGAAGUCCGUCUUGCCGCUGGCCCCAAAAUUGGGCCAGAAGAUCGCCGUCAUCGGGCCAAACGCGUUCACUGCCCAGAUCUCGGGCGGAGGCAGUGCCGAAGUGAACGCGUCGUAUCGUGUUUCCCCCCUGCAGGGCAUUUGGGAAGCAGCGGAGGAAGCCGGGGCACAGGUGAAGUACGCGAUGGGUGCGGCUGCAUUUCGGUUUGUGCCGAAUAUCGACAUAUAUAUUGUUCAGAGUAACACACGGCAGUCGUCAAGCUUCAUGCUGAUGGAUGGGAUACCGCUCGACCUCGUUGGACCGAUACCUUACAUCUGUGUCUCGGCUACCUUCACGCCUACCGUCUCUGGCCCAUGGCUCUUCGGCCUCACCUCAGUUGGGGAAGCUAAUCUCUUCCUGAACGGCGAGCUGCUCAUUGAUAACAACAAGGCCUACGUUCCAGGGGAAACUUUUUUUGGCCAAGGUUCCAUGGAAAAGCGCAAUCUAGUCCAGCAUAUGGAGAAAGGGAAGCAGUAUGAGAUCAAAGUUCGCAUGCAUCUGAGUAGCCAAAGGGCGGGACAUGGACCUGUGGCGUUUACUGGUACGCUCAAGUUAGGUGCAAUCCCGUCUCUCGAGGAGUCCACGGCGAUCAUGGAGGCUGUGGAGGUGGCUAAAGCGUGCGACGCCAGCCUUCCGGGAAGCAUCAAUCCCCUUGUUUCCGCCGUGCUGGCCGUGAAUCCUAAUACGGUGGUCGUGAACCAAUCCGGGACACCGGUGUCAAUGCCAUGGCUCGACCAGGCACCAGCCGUUGUACAGGCGUUCUCUGGGGGAAAUGAGCUAGGCCAUGGGCUGGCGGAUGUCCUUUUUGGGAAAGUCAACCCCAGCGGGAAGCUUGCUGUUACGUUCCCGAAGCGGCUGGAAGACUGCAACACAUACGAGUCGUUUGGAAUCACUACCCCCACACCAGGAAAAGUUUAUUACACAGAAGGCAUCUACGUUGGUUACAAACACGUCCUCUGUCGAGACUCUGUUCUCUUUCGGGUAUGGGCUGUCCUACUGCUUCGUUGGCACUUUCGCCCAUCAGCGAAUCGGGUGCCUUCACGGUUUCCUUUACGGGUGACUAACACUGGUGCUGUGUAUGGAGCCGAAGUUGUUCAAGUUUACGUCUCCGAACUCUCGCCCCCAUUACCGGAGGUCCCACGCGAGCUCAAGGGUUUCACUAAAAUAUUCCUCAAGCCCGGGGAGAGUACUAGCGCGCGCGUGAAGCUAGACAGAGAGGCGUUCAGAUACUGGGACGAGAGACACGCGGAGUGGAGAGCCGAGAAGGGGAAGUAUGAGAUUCUGGUCAGGGCAAGCACAAGAGACGUCAGACUUCGGGGAACGGUCGAGUUGGGAAACAGACUGCAGUGGACGGGAAUGUGA
This is a messenger RNA of Dacryopinax primogenitus, 2367 nucleotides long. RefSeq names its product glycoside hydrolase family 3 protein. Gene Ontology annotation, molecular function: beta-glucosidase activity. The transcript is spliced from 7 exons. NCBI's taxonomy places the organism in Eukaryota, Fungi, Basidiomycota, Dacrymycetes, Dacrymycetales, Dacrymycetaceae. Gene Ontology annotation, biological process: glucan catabolic process. The record is from RefSeq and is a predicted model, not a curated record. The coding region runs from base 1 to 2367 and encodes 788 amino acids.